AUGGCGAGCAACAGUCAAUCUCUCGAAAUCGAUCUCCAGAAACGCUCCUCCUUAGCGGUUAUGCGCCAUCUGCUGGGAGUCGAGUCCAUACCUGACGCGCCUACGCUGUUGGAACAUGCAAUGAUUCUCUGCAUCGACUGUGAGGCCUAUGAAUUCAAUCAUAACAAAGUCACCGAGGUGGGACUGGCAAUGGUCUCUUCUUCAGACUUUCGCGCCGUACAGCCCGAAUUACAAGGCCCUUUCGCUGAGAACCUGUUGAAGAAGAUCUUCUUCUACCAUUUCCGAGUCAUCGAGAACGCUCACCUGAUAAAUCGCCGCUUCUGCCCCGGGAACCCUACAAAGAAUCGCUUCGGACAAACGCGUUUCCUAACCCUCUCGCAAAUCCAGGAUGCUCUGACCUCGGCCUUCAAUUGGGAUAUCGAUCCGGAGGAUCCUGGGGUUGGUCGAUGCCCGAUUGUGCUCAUCGGACACGCUCUUCAGAACGACACGAACAUGCUGGGUAGCAUUGGGAUAGACGCGUCGAUUCUUGAUAUGGUAGUUAAGACUGUGGACACCCAAGUGCUGGCAGGCGAGGUGGGCUUGCCAUCGUACAGAGGGCAUUGGAUUGGGCUCCGGAAUCUCUGUCAUAUCCACGGCUUCUCUCCACUGGAUUCUCACACAGCUGGAAACGAUGCAGCGUACACCAUCCUUAACGCUGUUUUCCUCGCCAUGCGCAAUGAACUGUUUGUGGACGGUCUCGAGACAGCUGUGAACGGUCUCGGGACAAUUCAAGAUGUGGUGGAUUCAAUUUCUCACGAAAGCACAAUGCACAUCUAUCGAUAUGGAAGCGCAACAUUCUGUGAGGGUGCGGGAGUCAUACUCACCUUCGGGCGAAAUGCCACGUCAGACUGA
Messenger RNA from Westerdykella ornata, 891 nucleotides. RefSeq lists its product as uncharacterized. The coding region runs from base 1 to 891 and encodes 296 amino acids. NCBI's taxonomy places the organism in Eukaryota, Fungi, Ascomycota, Dothideomycetes, Pleosporales, Sporormiaceae. The record is from RefSeq and is a predicted model, not a curated record. Gene Ontology annotation, cellular component: nucleus. The transcript has a single exon.